CAGAUUGUGCAUGUGUCCCAGACAAAAUACAUACAGAUUGUCUUUUUACAAACAGAAAUUGGUUAAAUUCAUUCCAUCAUCAUCUCUUUGCCUUGUGGAAAUUGCAUCGAGAUAGGAUUGAACAAAAAAGAUCAUCUCCCUCGUAAUUUAUCCCGCGCUUCAAUCUACAAAGCAGCCGGCAUAUUAGGCAAGAUAAAGACGGGAGGCGUAAAGGAUCCUUUCAAUCCGCUUUUUGGUGCUCCUAUUCUAUCUCACAACUACAUCCGUCCUCGUUGCAAUCAAAGAUGACGACAAUGUAUGAAAAUGGCGCAAGUGCCUCUUUUGGAGGUCCUUCUUCGCCUGGUUCAAUGUCAAACGGUGCAGGAGGUGGUUCAAGUAACCUUAGCAGAAGAUUAACGGCUGCAAGUAUGAAUAACAGAAAUACAAACAGAUACAGUGUUACAGCUUUGUACAGUAUGGCGGCCGAACAAGAUGUUGAAGUGGAAGAUGAUUUGGCAAGAGCACAAAAGCGAUUGAGAGAAUUGAAAGGGAGAAUCUCUGCUCAGUCCAAAAAGAACUUCGUUUUGGAAAGAGAUGUACGUUAUUUGGACAGCCGAAUUGCACUCUUGAUUGCCAAUCGAAUGGCUUUGGACGAACAGUCAGAAGUUGCAAGUACAUUGGAAGAAACUGAAUCACAGAUCGGGACGGCUUUGGACGACAGAAAGAUGCAACAAUACGGAAAUUUGUUCUUCUUGUUACAAUCUGAACCUCGUCACAUUGCCGCUCUUUGCAGACUUGUCAGCUUGGCUGAAAUCGACACACUUCUUCAAACGGUCAUGUUCACACUUUAUGGUAACCAAUACGAGAGUCGCGAAGAGCAUUUAUUGCUCACUAUGUUCCAGUCCGUCCUCUCUGCCCAAUUUGAAACGGCUACCGAUUUUGGAUCUCUUUUGCGUGCAAACACACCUGUCUCUCGAAUGAUGACAACCUACACAAGACGUGGACCCGGUCAAUCUUUCCUCAAAGAUGUUUUGGCUGAACGUAUCAAUUCUUUGAUCGAACACAAGGAUUUGAACUUGGAAGUGAACCCUCUCAAAGUGUACGAACAAAUGAUUAACCAAAUUGAAGAAGACACAGGUGCAUUACCGCCCAAUCUACCCAAAGGAGUGGCACCCGAGGUUGCACAAGAGAAUGCAGAUGUGCAAGCAAUCAUUGCACCUCGCUUGACAAUGUUGAUGGAAAUCGCCAACUCGUUCUUACAAACGAUUAUCAAUUCGAUCGAUCAAGUUCCAUACGGUAUCCGAUGGAUCUGCAAGCAAAUUCGCAGUUUGACCAAACGCAAGUACCCUGACGCUACCGAAUUUGCAAUUUGCAGUUUGAUUGGUGGAUUCUUCUUCCUUCGUUUCAUCAAUCCUGCCAUCGUUACUCCACAAGCAUACAUGUUGGUCGACGGACCACCCGCCAAGCACCCGAGAAGAACACUCACUCUCAUUGCCAAGAUGUUGCAAAAUUUGGCCAACAAGCCAAGUUACGCCAAGGAACAAUACAUGAUGUCCUUGAACCCAUUUGUGGAGAACAACAAGACGAAGAUUAAUCAAUUCCUCAACGCAUUGUGCGAUGUUGGAGAUUUCUAUGAUACGCUGGAAAUGGAUCAAUACAUGGCUCUGUCCAAGAAAGACUUGCAAAUUCAAAUCACCUUGAAUGAAUUGUACAAUACCCAUUCCUUGGUUCAACAGCAUUUGGAUGUUUUGGCGCCCAAUGAGAAACAUCAUUUGCGCAUCUUGAUAGGUGAAUUGGGAGGAUCGCCAGGGCAAGUGGCACGAAAGGAGAAUAGAACGAUGGAUUUGCCACUGUUUAGCAGAUGGGAAACACCAAUUCAAGAUCUGACCACAGCAUUCAUGUCGGAAAACAAUGUCACACAAAAUGAUAUUUUGUACAUGGAGACAAAGUCGAUUUUCGUACAGCUGAUCCGUAGUAUACCACAACUUGCCGAUAAGAGACCGAUCAAUUUACCGCAAAUCGCCGAACGAGCGGCAACGACAAAAGAUGCCACUUUGGUCCGAAAGGGAAUCAAGGUGAAGGAAAUGUUGCGUGAAUUGGAAGAGCUCAAGGUUGUGGACAGACGAGAUGGAUAUGCGCUCAUGACUGAUGAAGUUGCUUCUGAGUUGGCACAUUUGGGUAAUAUGCGCGAAAAGGUCAUUCAAGAAAUGCGAUCGCUUGAAUCUGUGUACAAGACAAUCGUUGGUCAUAAUAACUACUUGAGAAGUCAAUUGGACACAUACAAGAGUUAUUUGCAAAACGUACGUAUGACGAGUGGAAGUGGAAAGGAUAAACCUGCCGGAGGUGUAGGUGUGGUGAGCGUGAACGGAAAAGAAAAGAAACCACAAAAGAGUCAUAAUCAAGGACCGUUCAAGUUCACACAUGCUCAAAUGGAAAAAGACGGCGUGAUUGCCAGUAGUAGCGUUCCACAAGAACGUAGAGCGGCAAUCUUUUUCUCUAUUGCUUCACCUCAACCUGGAAGUUUUGUUAUCUCACUGAACUAUAAAGGACGUGAACGUGCGAUUCUUGAAAUGGACUUGACGUUGGACGAUAUUCUUGAAAAACAAAAAGAAGGCGUUCAAUUGUUGGAUUUGGAAUACGUUCAAUUGGACGUUGAUCAAAUUUUGAUUUUGCUCAACAAAACUUUUGCCAAGAGAAAAGGAUGGUAAAAGGAUAAUCAUUUUUGGAUUCGGAUAAAAAAGCGUGUGCCUCAUCGAACCCCCAUUCUCUGGCUGGCUCCAAGGUUUCUAUUAUUUUAUUUUUGACGUGGUGGUGGAUAGGCAGCACCUUUAUCGAUGCUUCAUCUUUAUAUAUAUAAACACAUUUUGCUUUAUUUUCUUCUUCUUCAUUUUCUCACGUUUCCAUUCAUCUUCUUUCUCUUUCUUUUUUUCUCACAUACCUUGAUAUCCCAAGAAUAGCCUAUUGUGUUCUUUUAUUGAAUGUUCAUUUGUGUAUCCCAAAA
Meira miltonrushii is the source of this 2980-nucleotide messenger RNA. Its product is annotated as putative ras GTPase-activating protein sar1. Gene Ontology annotation, biological process: regulation of GTPase activity; regulation of actin cytoskeleton organization. Gene Ontology annotation, cellular component: cell cortex. The transcript has a single exon. Gene Ontology annotation, molecular function: protein binding; GTPase activator activity. NCBI's taxonomy places the organism in Eukaryota, Fungi, Basidiomycota, Exobasidiomycetes, Exobasidiales, Brachybasidiaceae. The record is from RefSeq and is a predicted model, not a curated record. The coding region runs from base 285 to 2687 and encodes 800 amino acids.